Molecule: messenger RNA, 626 nt
Organism: Staurois parvus
Lineage: Eukaryota; Metazoa; Chordata; Amphibia; Anura; Ranidae
Source: the annotation of a GenBank genome assembly
AGAUGUCGAUUCGGUCAUGUGAUCAGCUGUGUCCAAUCACAGCUGAUCGCAUAGCCACCUGUCAGUGUCCAUCAAUGCCAGCUGUCAGUGCUCAUCAAUGCCACCUGCCAGUGCUCAUCAGUGCCUCAUCAAUGCCACAUAUCAGUGCCUACCAGUGCACAUCAAUGCCACAUAUCAGUGCCCAUCUGAGCUGCCUUUCAGUGUCACCUAUCAGUGCCAGUCAGUGCCACCUAUCAAUGCAAGUCAGUGCCGCCUGUCAGUGCUGCCAAUCAGUGCCACCUAUCAGUGCCAGUCAAUGCUGCAUAGCAGUGCCAGUCAGGGCCGCCUAUCACUGCGCAUCAGUGCCACCUAUCAGUGUCCGUCAAUGCUGCCUAUCUGUGACGUCUAACAGUGCCACCUAACAGUGCCAGUCAGUGCCCGCCUAUCAGUGCCAUAUAUGUGUGCUGCCUUUCAGUGCUCAUCAGUGAUGCCUGUCAAUGCCCAUCAGUGCCACCUACCAGUGCCUCCUUAUCAGUGCCCAUCAGUGCUUCCUAUCAGUGCCCAUCAGUGCAGCCUAUCAGUGCUCUUCACUGCAGCCUCAUUACUGCACAUCAGUGAAUGAGAAGAAUUACUUAUUUACAAAAUUU